GGAGCCUGGAGGACUAGCGAGGAGGAGUUGAGAGAACGGAGCGGACGCCAUGGCGACCAACAUCGAGCAGAUUUUUAGGUCUUUCGUGGUCAGUAAAUUCCGGGAAAUUCAACAGGAGCUUUCCAGUGGAAGGAGUGAAGGCCAACUUAAUGGUGAAACAAAUACACCUAUUGAAGGAAACCAGGCAGGUGAUGCAGCUGCCUCUGCCAGGAACCUACCAAAUGAAGAAAUAGUUCAGAAGAUAGAGGAAGUACUUUCUGGGGUCUUAGAUACAGAGCUACGAUGUAAGCCAGACAUGAAGGAGGCCUCCAGAAAAAGAUGUGUGUCUGUACAAACAGAUCCUACUGAUGAAAUUCCUACCAAAAAGUCAAAGAAGCAUAAAAAGCACAAAAAUAAAAAGAAGAAAAAGAAGAAAGAAAAGGAAAAAAAGUACAAAAGGCAGCCAGAAGAAUCUGAAUCAAAGCCGAAAUCACAUCAUGAUGGGAACAUAGAUUUAGAAUCAGAUUCCUUUUUGAAGUUUGAUUCUGAACCUUCACCGAUGGCACUGGAGCAUCCCGUAAGAGCAUUUGACCUAUCUGAGACCACUGAGUCUUCUGCAGUUGUGCUAGAACCUCCUGUAGUAUCCGUGGAGGUAUUGGAGCCACACACCUUAGAAACUAUGGCGCCAACUGCAACAACUGCAGAACUGUCGGUAGCAUCUACAUCAGUAGUCUCAGUGCAGUCAGAGCGGUCUGAGGCAGUAACACAGGAACCAUCCAUGACAAAGAUUCUGGAUUCCUUUGCCACAGCACCAGUGACUACAACAGUAGUCCUGAAGCCAUCUGAGCCAGUUGUAACAAAGUCAGUGGAGUCUAAGAUGAAGUCUGUGUUGAAAUCUUUGGAGAGCACACCUCCAGAGCCAUCAAAGAUCAUGUUAGAGCCUCCCAUAGCAAAAAAAGUGAUAGAGCCAUCAGAAACCCUUACAUCAUCAGAGACACCUACUGAGGUGUAUUCUGAGCCAAGCACAUCAACAAUAAUGGAUUUUCCAGAGUCAUCUGCAACUGAAGUGCUAAGAUUGCCAGAGCAGCCCGUAGAAGCACCAUCGGAGAUUGCAGAUUCAUCCUCGACAAGACCACAGGAGUUGGAGCUGCCCAAGAGCACAGCGUUGGAGUUGCCGGAGUCGUCGGUGGCCUCAGCGACGGAGUUGCCGGGGCCACCUGCGACCUCCAUGCCGGAGUUGCAGGUGCCCCCUGUGACUCCAGUGCUGGAGUUACCAGGGCCCUCUGCUACCCCGGUGUCAGAGUUGCCAGGGCCCCUUUCUACCCCAAUGCCUGAGUUACUAGGGCCCCCUGCAACAGCAGUGCCUGAGUUGCCGGGGCCCUCUGUGACAUCAGUGCCACAGUUGUCGCAGGAAUUGCCAGGGCUUCCAGCAUCAUCCAUGGGGUUGGAGCCACCACAGGAGGUACCAGAGCCACCUGUGAUGGCACAGGAGUUGCCAGGGCUGCCUGCGGUGACUGCGUCUACAGUAGAGUUGCCAGGGCAGCCGGCGGUAACAGUAGCAAUGGAGUUGACCGAUCAGCCUGUGACGACGACAGAAUUGGAGCAGCCUGUGGGGAUGACGGCGGUGGAACAUCCUGGGCAGCCUGAGGUGACAACGGCCACAGGGUUGCUGGGGCAGCCUGAGGCAGCAAUGGUGCUGGAGUUGCCAGGACAGUCAAUGGCAACGACAGCGCUGGAGUUGCCGGGGCAGCCUUCGGUGACUGGGGUGCCAGAGUUGCCGGGGCUGCCUUCGGUAACUAGGGCACUGGAGUUGUCGGGGCAGUCUGUGGCAGCUGGGGCACUGGAGUUGUCUGGGCAGCUCAUGGCAACUGGGGCACUGGAGUUCUCGGGGCAGUCUGGGGCAGCUGGAGCACUGGAGCUUUUGGGGCAGCCUCUGGCAACAGGGGUGUUGGAGUUGCCGGGGCAGCCUGGGGCGCCAGAGUUGCCAGGGCAGCCUGUGGCAACUGUGGCGCUGGAGAUCUCUGUUCAGUCUGUGGUGACCACGGAGCUGUCAACGAUGACCGUGUCGCAGUCCCUGGAGGUGCCCUCGACGACAGCGCUGGAAUCCUAUAAUACGGUAGCACAGGAGCUGCCUACUACAUUAGUGGGGGAGACUUCUGUAACAGUAGGAGUGGAUCCCUUGAUGGCCCAAGAAUCCCAUAUGUUAGCUUCUAACACCAUGGAGACCCAUAUGUUAGCGUCCAACACCAUGGACUCCCAGAUGCUAGCGUCCAACACCAUGGACUCCCAGAUGCUAGCGUCCAACGCCAUGGACUCCCAGAUGUUAGCCUCUAGCGCCAUGGACUCCCAGAUGUUAGCGACCAGUUCCAUGGACUCCCAGAUGUUAGCGACCAGCUCCAUGGACUCCCAGAUGUUAGCNACCAGCACCAUGGACUCCCAGAUGUUAGCGACUAGCUCUAUGGAUUCCCAGAUGUUAGCAUCUGGCACUAUGGACUCUCAGAUGUUAGCUUCCGGCACCAUGGAUGCUCAGAUGUUAGCAUCUGGUACCAUGGAUGCCCAGAUGCUAGCUUCUAGUACCCAAGAUUCUUCUAUGCUGGGCUCAAAGUCUCCUGAUCCCUACAGGUUAGCUCAGGAUCCUUACAGGUUAGCUCAGGAUCCAUACAGGUUAGGUCAUGACCCUUACAGAUUAGGUCAUGAUGCUUAUAGGUUAGGACAGGACCCCUAUAGAUUAGGCCACGAUCCCUACAGACUAACUCCUGAUCCCUAUAGGAUGUCACCUAGACCCUAUAGGAUAACACCCAGGUCCUAUAGGAUAGCACCUAGGCCCUACAGGUUAGCACCUAGACCCCUGAUGUUAGCAUCUAGACGUUCUAUGAUGAUGUCCUAUGCUGCAGAACGUUCCAUGAUGUCAUCUUAUGAACGCUCUAUGAUGUCCUAUGAGCGAUCCAUGAUGUCCCCUAUGGCUGAGCGCUCUAUGAUGUCAGCCUAUGAGCGCUCUAUGAUGUCAGCCUAUGAGCGCUCCAUGAUGUCCCCUAUGGCUGAACGCUCUAUGAUGUCAGCUUAUGAACGUUCUAUGAUGUCAGCUUAUGAGCGCUCCAUGAUGUCCCCAAUGGCUGACCGCUCUAUGAUGUCCAUGGGUGCCGACCGGUCUAUGAUGUCAUCGUACUCUGCAGCUGACCGGUCUAUGAUGUCAUCGUACUCUGCAGCUGACCGGUCUAUGAUGUCAUCUUACACUGCUGAUCGUUCAAUGAUGUCUAUGACAGCUGAUUCUUAUACCGACUCUUACACUGAUACAUAUACAGAGGCAUAUAUGGUACCACCUUUGCCUCCUGAAGAGCCUCCAACAAUGCCACCAUUGCCACCAGAGGAGCCACCAAUGACACCACCACUGCCUCCUGAGGAGCCUCCAGAGGGUACAGCAUUACCCAGUGAGCAGUCAGCAUUAACAGCUGAGAAUACUUGGUCUACUGAGGUGCAAGCAUUACCUCCUGAAGACUCUGCAGCCCUCCCUGAACCUAUUGUAAGUCAAAGUGAGAUUUCAGAACCUUCAGCAGUGCCUGCUGACUAUUCAGUGUCAGCAUCAGAGCCUUCAGUGCUAGCAUCAGAGGGUACUGUGACUGUUCCAGAACCACCACUAGAACCAGAGUCUUCAGUUACAUCAACACCUGUAGAAUCUGCUGCAGUAACAGAAGAGCAUGAGAUUGUACGAGAAGGUCCAGUAAUUUAUAUGGUGUCUGAAACUCCUGUAAUGUCAGCUGAACCCACUAUGUUAACAUCAGAGUCUUCUAUGAGGUCAGAGACAGCAGAAAACUAUGAUUCUAUGAGAGCUUCAGGACAUGUUGCUUCAGAAGUGACUAUGCCCAUGCUAGAGUCAGGAGUAACUAUUCCAGAACAAUCACAGAGCACUCUAGAGCUGUCAGCCAUGGCUGCCUCAGAGCUACCAGCUGGGACUACCCCAGAACCACCAGCUGGGGCUGUUCCAGAGCCCCCAACCAUGAGUGUCCCAGAACCACUGCCCAUAACUGCCCCUGCUCUGCCAGCUGUGGCUGCCCUGGGCCCUCCAGCUGAGACUGUCUUGGAUCCUCUGGCUACGGCUGAGCCAGAGCAUGUUACUGUUCCCGUACCAGCUGUUUCUACCCUGGAGCCUACUGUGCCUGUCCCAGAACCAGCAGUGUCUACCCUUCAGUCUGCCGCAAUUGCUUCAGAACCAUCUGUUUUGGUCCAAGAAUCUGCCGUAGCAAUUUCGGAGCCUGCUGUCACUGUCUCAGAGCAUACACAAAUAACAGCAACUGAGAUGAUUGUAGAAGCUACACCAGUGAUGCUGGAAUCUCACGUUGUGAAGGGAAUGAAUUUAUUGUCUGGUGAUCAAAACCUUGCCCCAGAGGUUGGCAUGCAAGAGAUUCCGAAGCAUUCAGAAGAACCUCGUGCUGAGGGACACCUGAAAAAUGACUUAUAUGAAAGUGAACAAGGUGUAAAUACAGAUCUAAGUAUAAAUAGUCAUUCAAUUGCAAAAGAGAUGGAACACAAUAAAAUAUCUUCUGCCAGCACUGAUGCUGUUGGUGAAAUUGGUGAAGGGAAAAUUUUAACUGUUGAUGAGACUAAACAGUGUACAGUAUUGGAUACCUGCCCUAGUGUUAGUGAAGCUAAUGUAGGAGGAACUCUGUUUUCUGCUGGUACCCUUCCUCUUCAAACUGAUGCCCUAGGAACUAGUAAGGGUUUUGAAUUUGUGACAUCUGCUCUUAGUUCAGUUAGUAAAUAUGAUGCUGAAGUAUCUUUAACUGCUCAAGAUACUGAACAUGACAUGGUAAUUUCCUCCAGCCCCAGUGGUGGUAGUGAAGCUGACAUAGAGGGACCUUUGCCUGCUAAAGAUAUUCAUCUUGACUUACCAGCUAAUGAUUUUGUUCAUAAGGAUGUAGAAGGACCGUUACCUAUGAAAGAGAGUGACCAGACUUCAACAGUUGCUGUCAGCCCUAAAGAAAGUGGUGAAGACAAGGAAGUACCUCUCCCUAGCAAAGAGAUCGUGGGUGAUUCAGGAAUUUCCACCAGUAUUGAUGAUAUCAAUGAAGCAGAUUUAGUGAGACCAUUACUUCCUAAGGACAUGGAACGCCUUGCAAGUCUUAGAGCUGGUAUUGAAGGACCUUUACUUGCAGGCGAAGUUGACCGUGAUAAAUCUGCUGCCAGUCCAGUUGCCAUUAAUGUACCAGAAAGAGCUUCAGAAUCCUCUUCAGAGGAAAAAGAUGAUUAUGAAAUUUUUGUGAAAGUUAAGGACCCACAUGAAAAAAGCAAGAAAAAUAAGAACCGGGACAAAGGUGAGAAAGAAAAGAAAAGAGACUCUUCAUUAAGAUCUCGAAGUAAGCGCUCUAAAUCUUCUGAACACAAGUCACGGAAACGUACCAGUGAAUCUCGUUCUAGAGCAAGGAAGAGGUCAUCUAAGUCCAAGUCGCAGCGCUCUCAAACACGGUCAAGGUCACGGUCAAGGCGCAGGAGGAGGAGCAGCAGGUCAAGGUCAAAGUCUAGAGGAAGGCGAUCUGUAUCAAAAGAGAAGCGCAAACGAUCUCCAAAGCACAGAUCUAAGUCCAGGGAAAGAAAAAGGAAGAGGUCAAGCUCUAGGGAUAACCGGAAAACAGUCAGAGGUCGAAGUCGCACCCCCAGUCGUCGGAGUCGCAGUCACACUCCCAGCCGUCGACGAAGAUCUCGAUCUGUGGGCAGAAGGAGGAGCUUUAGUGUUUCCCCCAGCCGAAGGAGCCGCACCCCCAGCCGAAGGAGCCGCACCCCCAGCCGAAGGAGCCGCACCCCCAGCCGAAGGAGCCGCACCCCCAGCCGAAGGAGCCGCACCCCUAGUCGUCGGAGAAGAUCAAGAUCUGUUGUAAGAAGACGGAGCUUUAGUAUAUCACCUGUGAGAUUAAGACGAUCGCGGACACCCUUGAGGAGAAGGUUUAGUAGAUCCCCUGUCCGCCGUAAGCGAUCCAGGUCUUCUGAAAGAGGCAGAUCACCUAAACGCCUGACAGACUUGGAUAAGGCUCAGUUACUUGAAAUAGCCAAAGCUAAUGCAGCUGCCAUGUGUGCUAAGGCUGGUGUUCCUUUACCACCAAACCUAAAGCCUGCACCUCCACCUUCAAUGGAAGAAAAAGCUGCUAAAAAGUCAGGAGGAGCUACAAUAGAAGAACUAACAGAGAAAUGUAAACAGAUCGCACAAAGUAAAGAAGAUGAUGAUGUUAUAGUGAACAAGCCUCAUGUCUCGGAUGAAGAGGAUGAAGAACCUCCUUUUUACCAUCAUCCCUUUAAGCUCAGUGAACCCAAACCCAUUUUUUUCAAUCUGAAUAUUGCUGCAGCAAAGCCUACUCCACCAAAAAGCCAGGUGACAUUAACAAAAGAAUUUCCUGUGUCAUCUGGAUCUCAGCAUCGGAAAAAAGAAGCAGAUAGUGUUUAUGGAGAGUGGGUUCCUGUGGAGAAAAAUGGUGAAGAAAACAAAGAUGAUGAUAAUGUUUUCAGCAGCAAUUUGCCCUCUGAGCCUGUGGACAUCUCUACAGCAAUGAGUGAGCGGGCACUUGCUCAGAAAAGACUCAGUGAGAAUGCAUUUGACCUUGAAGCCAUGAGCAUGUUAAAUCGAGCUCAGGAACGGAUUGAUGCCUGGGCUCAGUUGAACUCUAUCCCUGGCCAGUUCACAGGAAGUACAGGAGUACAGGUUCUGACACAAGAACAGUUGGCCAAUACUGGUGCCCAAGCCUGGAUUAAAAAGGAUCAGUUUUUAAGAGCAGCCCCGGUAACUGGAGGAAUGGGAGCCGUUUUGAUGAGAAAAAUGGGUUGGAGAGAAGGAGAAGGAUUAGGAAAAAACAAAGAAGGAAAUAAGGAGCCUAUUUUAGUUGAUUUUAAGACAGACCGAAAAGGUCUUGUUGCAGUAGGGGAAAGAGCACAAAAGAGGUCUGGUAACUUCUCUGCUGCAAUGAAAGAUCUGUCAGGCAAACAUCCGGUGUCUGCUUUAAUGGAAAUCUGUAAUAAAAGAAGGUGGCAACCACCUGAAUUUCUCUUGGUCCAUGAUAGUGGCCCUGAUCAUCGCAAACAUUUUCUCUUUAGGGUAUUGAUAAAUGGAAGCGCUUACCAGCCCAGCUUUGCCAGCCCUAAUAAGAAGCAUGCUAAAGCCACAGCAGCUACUGUGGUUCUUCAAGCAAUGGGCCUUGUACCAAAGGACCUCAUGGCUAAUGCCACUUGCUUCAGGAGUGCCUCACGUAGAUAGAUUGAGGUUUUAUAUUAAUCAUUUCAGAUAAUUUUACUCUGCAUCAAAAUGUAUUUCCUCUUUAAUGUUGUAAAUAUUUGGCAAUUUAAGACAUUGUGUAAAAAGCAAUCUGUACAAACAUCUCCAGGCUUUGAUUUUUGUACCAUGGAAAUUGUAUUUAACCAUACAGGGUUUUGGUAUGUUUAUAUUGUUUACCUUAGUGAUGUAUUUGUUUAAGUGGCUAACAUCCAAACGAUUGUUUGAAGGCAUCCGUAAUCUUCAGUGUGGAAUGUUAAAUAACGCUUUUAUACUGUAUUUUGUACUAUGAUGUAACUCCCCUUCCUUAUGGCUAGGCUGCUGUAACACUUGCCUGUAAUCAGUGAAGGGCUGUGCACCUUGUACUAGUACUAGUUCACAAUGGGUUCUGCUGGACAGAUACUGGGCCAGUGUUAUUGAGGAAAUAAAGCAAGAUCUGUUCCACAGGGCUUAUGCCACCAUCUCCCCUUAAAAUUUUGUAGAGGUUACUAAAAAAAGUGGUUAUGUUGUGUGAUGAUCAGCACUAAGUCCUGCAUUCCCGUGAAAGCCACUGGGGCCAUGAGAAGGGAGUUAAAAUCAAGUCCGAAUAGAAUUCUACUGCAGAGGCCAAGUACAUUUAGUAUGGCAUUGAGUUGUGAUAUAGUUCUACUUUGAUGUGCAUUUUGA
Molecule: messenger RNA, 7894 nt
Organism: Condylura cristata (star-nosed mole)
Lineage: Eukaryota; Metazoa; Chordata; Mammalia; Eulipotyphla; Talpidae
Gene: SON
Product: SON DNA binding protein
Exons: 14
Coding region: 50-7213 (2387 amino acids)
Biological process (GO): regulation of cell cycle; regulation of mRNA splicing, via spliceosome
Molecular function (GO): RNA binding
Source: RefSeq, a predicted model, not a curated record